Messenger RNA from Poecilia latipinna (sailfin molly), 1710 nucleotides. RefSeq names its product transmembrane protein 88 b (gene tmem88b). The record is from RefSeq and is a predicted model, not a curated record. Bases 367 to 1050 code for a protein of 227 amino acids. Lineage: Eukaryota; Metazoa; Chordata; Actinopteri; Cyprinodontiformes; Poeciliidae. The transcript is spliced from 3 exons. Gene Ontology annotation, molecular function: PDZ domain binding. Gene Ontology annotation, cellular component: plasma membrane.
ACAUACUUAAAACAAAGACCAGAGGAACUGUGAGAGCUAGUGUUUUCAUCAGCAUCUGUGCACACGGUGUGUUAGCAGCUAAUUUAAAGUAAUUUAAAGUUGCAACUAGGACAAAACAAAAAAGGAGAGGAGAAUAUAGUGGCUGACAACAGAGAUAAAGGAGAGAAAAACCAGAAGGAGCAGCUGGAAACCACCAGAAAACCAAAAUCAGAACAGAAAGAAAAAAGCAGGAGAAACGACUGAAAGAAGAAAGAGUGUUGUUGAACCGAGCAGGAGAAACCAAGUGGCCUGCAGUCAUCCUGACGAGAAGCGAAUCUGGAGGAGGAACAGCUAGAGGUCCAACGGGCCGCACAUCACAACUUCACCAUGAGUCUGAGCAGCACUCUGGAGAAGGGGGCCCACCACCAGGCCCUGGACCUCUCUGAGGAGCUGCCGCCUCACCUCCAUCACCACUCCAACCACCAGCAGCAUCUCCACCAUUCCAACUCCCUGGCGUCCACCACCGCUGUGGGCGGAGGUAGAGAAACCCCGUCGCGUGUGGUCAUACCUCCUCCGUAUUCCGCAGCCGAGAGCGGCGGCGUUGGGGGCGGCGAGGCCCCUCUGGAGCUGCGCGGGUCGCUGGACUGCUGGGCCUGCUCGGUGUUGGUGACGGCCCAGAACCUGGUGAUUGCUGCCAUCAACGCUUGCCUCGCCGCCGUUGUGUUCGGCACCAUCCUGACCCCGGCCAUCGUCAUGGUUGUGUUCGGCUUCCUGUGUCACUCUACGGUUCGCCCCCACGGCACGACCCCCUACUGCUCCGACCUGCUGACUGACGGAGGCUGCGUGGCUCUGCUGGUGGUGGGCUUCCUCCUGGUCACCCCUCUGCUGGUCCUGGCGUUGGCCGCGUACUGCCGUCUGGCCCGACACCUCCAGCUGGGCCUGUGCUUCAUCCCGUACAGCCGGGCCGUGUACAAGAACCUGCCGGCCACCCAGCACCGCGGCCUGGGCACCGGCUGCUGCGGCGGCAGAGACGGAGGCGAGAGCGGCCGGAAGGGAAAGGUCUGGGUGUGAGAGAGGAGAAGAUGGGGGGUGAGGAAGACUAUUUGAUGACACAUGAAAGGGAAGCAGGAUGAAGGUUGGGUAGAAUGAUUCAGAAACAGGAGGAAAAAAAUAAAACAAAAGCAGCAGAAUGUGUGUAAUGUCUCAUAUCAAAUCAGAACAAUACCUGGUAUGGGAGGUUACAGGUGUGUGUGUGUGUGCGUGCGUGCGUGAAGGAUAGAUUCCAGUUGUACCGACGUCAUCCCGAUUACGUUUCCUUUAACUGGAACUCCCCUCUCCGUUAUAACCUUCAUUUAUUAAAAGUACAGAUUACGCUUCACUUAGUGGAUUUUAAUGAAUGCUGCCGGUUUGCAGCCGAUUAAACUAGAGAAUCAAAAUGAAGCCACAGAUUAAAAACAAAAAACCGCCGCAAAAAAUGUGGCAAAUUUUAUGCAAAAGCAGCAUAUUUACCGGACGUGGAGCCGUCUGCGACUUUCCUGAAUAAAUCACAGGAAAGAGGAAAUCUGAAAAUAGUGCUGCGUGAUGACACAGAACAGAUUUGUCUCUUAUCACAUUUACAUCAUCAUGGAAAACUUGUACUUGUGAGCUUGUAGUUUAUUGUUCAGCUUUGUGAACUGUGCCUGCAUCAUUUCCUUAUGUUUUUUUUAUAAAUAAAGUUCUUGGAUUUUUCAA